AUGUGUAUUGACUAUAGGAAGCUAAAUUCAGCAUCUAGAAAGGAUCAUUUCCCUCUCCCUUUCAUUGAUCAGAUGUUAGAAAGAUUGGCAAACCACCCUUUUUAUUGUUUUCUUGAUGGCUACAGUGGUUUCUUCCAAAUCCCGAUCCACCCUAAUGAUCAGGAGAAGACCACUUUCACAUGCCCUUAUGGCACCUUUGCUUAUCGAAGGAUGCCAUUUGGGCUGUGCAAUGCUCCAGCUACUUUCCAGAGGUGCAUGACCUCCAUUUUUUCAGAUCUGAUAGAGGAGAUGGUAGAAGUCUUCAUGGACGAUUUCUCAGUCUAUGGAGCAUCCUUCUCCUCAUGUUUGUCUAACUUGUGCAGGGUGUUGCAGAGGUGUGAGGAGACCAAUCUAGUACUCAACUGGGAGAAGUGCCACUUCAUGGUUCGAGAAGGGAUUGUGCUUGGACACAAGAUUUCCGAGAAAGGGAUCGAGCUCGAUCGAGCUAAGGUGGAUGUCAUGUUGCAGCUCCCUGUUCCCAAGACUGUGAAGGACAUAAGGAGUUUUCUGGGUCAUGCAGGGUUCUACAGAAGAUUCAUCAAGGAUUUCUCAAAGAUAGCAAGACCCUUGACAAGGCUUCUGUGCAAGGAGACAGAUUUUGAGUUUGAUGAAGAAUGCCACAAGUCUUGGACCUUGCUGAAGGAUGCUCUGGUAUCUGCGCCAAUAGUUCAAGCUCCAAACUGGGAUCACCCAUUUGAGAUUAUGUGUGAUGCAUCUGACUAUGCAGUAGGAGCAGUGCUUGGCCAAAAGAUAGACAAGAAACUCAAUGUCAUCUACUAUGCAAGCAAGACUAUGGAUGAUGCUCAGUGCAAGUAUGCAACCACAGAGAAGGAGCUCCUUGCCAUAGUCUUUGCCUUUGAGAAGUUUCGAAGCUAUAUAGUUGGAUCCAAGGUGAUUGUGCACACUGACCAUGCUGCCCUUAGGCACAUCUUCGCUAAGAAAGAUACAAAGCCAAGACUUCUCAGAUGGAUCCUUUUGCUUCAAGAGUUUGAUAUAGAAGUUGUGGACAAAAAGGGAGUAGAAAAUGGAGUUGCUGAUCAUCUCUCUAGGAUGCGAGUUGAAGACAUGAUCCCCAUCAAUGAUUCUAUGCCUGAAGAACAGCUUAUGGCAAUCAUGAUCUUGAAGGAGAUGAACUUCAUGGUGUCCGGAGAAGUCCCUAGUAGCUUUGAUGCUUACAAGAGGAAGAAAUUCUUCAAGGAUGCUAGGCAUUACUAUUGGGAUGAGCCUUACUUGUACAAGAGAGGACCAGACAGCAUUUACAGGAGAUGCAUAGCUGAAGAGGAUGUGCAAGGAGUUCUAGAGCAUUGCCAUGGGUCAGCUUAUGGAGGUCACUUUGCUACAUUCAAAACAGCAACUAAGAACCAUCAUCUUUCCAAGAUAUGGCAUCCCAAGGGUUGUUAUUUCGAUGGAGGCUCCCAUUUCAUCAACAAGGUGUUUGAGAAGUUGAUGAAGAGUUAUGGAGUCAAGCACAAGGUCGCCACGCCUUAUCACCCUCAAACCAGUGGGCAAGUUGAAGUCUCCAACAGACAGAUAAGGCCAUAUUGGAGAAGACUGUCUCCUUUCAAUUUGCUGUAUGGGAAGGAUUGCCACUUACCUGUGGAGGUCGAAUACAAGGCUUUAUGGGCAGUAAAGAUGCUGAACUUUGAUAUAAAGGCAGCACAAGAAAGGAGGGUAAUGAACUUGUUUGAGUUGGAGGAAAUCAGAAUGAAUGCCUAUGAGAACUCCAUGAUUUACAAGAUGAGAACCAAGGCAGCCCACGACAAACUGAUUCGCCUUAAAGGACUUCAAGGUUGGGGACAGUGUGCUCUUGUAUAA
This is a messenger RNA of Microthlaspi erraticum, 1854 nucleotides long. NCBI's taxonomy places the organism in Eukaryota, Viridiplantae, Streptophyta, Magnoliopsida, Brassicales, Brassicaceae. The record is from the annotation of a GenBank genome assembly.